Mesorhabditis belari is the source of this 452-nucleotide messenger RNA. NCBI's taxonomy places the organism in Eukaryota, Metazoa, Nematoda, Chromadorea, Rhabditida, Rhabditidae. The record is from the annotation of a GenBank genome assembly.
AUGCGUACAUACGGUCAAUCGCUGCCGACCAAGAGAUCCCACGCGGACGAGUGCAAAAAAGGGGUGCCAAAUCUGACGACGCGUUUCCCUUGCCACGCUGACGCUAAUGAACACAAUACACAGGAAAACGGAUGUUCGGCGGGAAAACAAAAUUUUGAGGAUGACCUCGGGACGGUACCAUUCCGUAACGCGAUCUCGCAUUCGGUGCGGAGAAAUGGACAGACAGGAAUCAGCGAACAUUCACCACUGAAAAUCAUCCCAAUUCAGGGCUUUCUCCUUGAGAAGCAAAACAUUUGGCAAGUACUUUCUCUCAUCAAGAGACUUGAUAACAGCGAACAUUGGAGAUGUGCCCAGGAGAACGCGAUGCAUGAGGAAAAAAAAGCCGAUGGAGAGUUGAUGAUGGCACUUUGCGAAGUACCCACAAUGACGAUCACUUCUGAUCUUUUGGCGGA